AUGGCCGCAUUGGCCGCGAUCCUUAAGCGUCAACAGUUCGAAAACUGCAGCCGCACUCCAGAUGGCUUCCUCGAUGAAAGCACCUGCUAUGUGCCAUUCUGGGCCACAAGAACUGGUACUAUUAUCAAGUGGUCGCUCUUCUUCGGCCUGAUCCUCCUCUGUGUCCUCUACCUCCUGGUAGGCUAUGUGCAUGCGCAGAGACGGUUGAAUAAGGGGCUCGCUCCCCUGGGCUAUCACCGAUUCCUUGUUUCUCGCGCAUCCCUCGCCCGGGUCGAUCCUCACUAUCAGUACUCGCAGCCGGAGAACACAGCCAUCUACCCGUACGCCCCGGGUAACAACUAUUAUGACAUGCACGCGAUGCCCCCGCCGGUUUACGACCCCAACGCGCCGCGGCCACCGAAGUACGAGCCUCCAGCGGGAGCCACUAAGGUUGACUUCAGCCUGCAGCACGAACAGGGUCAGCAACCGGCUGGUGAGGGAGCUAACUAUGUACCGCCACCCGGACCACCGCCAAGCUCGGUCCAGCCACCAGAGACAUACGCACAGCCUCCAGGGCCGCCACCCAGCUCCGUGCAGCCUCAGAGUACGGGUAGUAACAAUCCGUUCCGGGGUUAA
Messenger RNA from Canariomyces notabilis, 615 nucleotides. RefSeq lists its product as uncharacterized. The coding region runs from base 1 to 615 and encodes 204 amino acids. The transcript is spliced from 3 exons. NCBI's taxonomy places the organism in Eukaryota, Fungi, Ascomycota, Sordariomycetes, Sordariales, Chaetomiaceae. The record is from RefSeq and is a predicted model, not a curated record.